AUGUGUUCGGGGCCGUACACAUGCCACAAGGUUGCUACUCUUCUGCCUUACCUGGAGUCCACAGGUGCGGUGGAGUCUCGCAAAUGCCAUUUUAGGCUCUCGGAGUCUGUCUGGUCUUUGUCCUCAGCUGGAGGUGUCAACCCGUCUUUUGGAGACGGCCACCUGACAGGUGUGGGGAGGGAGUCCAGAGCUCAGACGCUGCAGAGAGCGAGACAGAACAUCAACAGUCUGGGUCACCAGCUGCAGAUGAACAAGCACUGUCUGGACACGGCCCUGAACUUCUACAAGAUGGCGCUCAUGAAACACCUGACCCGCGGCCGCAAGUCCUCCCACGUCAUCGCCGCGUGUCUCUACAUGGUGUGCCGCACCGAGGGAACGCCACACAUGCUGCUGGAUCUCAGUGAUCUCCUGCAGGUGAACGUCUACGUACUGGGAAGAACCUUCCUGGUGUUGGCCAGAGAACUGUGCAUCAACGCCCCGGCUAUAGACCCGUGCCUGUACAUUCCCCGCUUCGCUCAGCUGCUGGAAUUUGGGGAGAAGAACCAUGAAGUCUCCAUGACAGCAAUGAGACUGGUGCAGAGGAUGAAGAGGGACUGGAUGCACACAGGACGAAGGCCGUCGGGACUCUGCGGAGCAGCUCUUCUUGUUGCUGCACGUAUGCACGACUUUCGCCGCACCAUCAAAGAAAUCGUCAGUGUUGUAAAAGUGUGCGAAACCACGCUACGGAAAAGACUGACAGAGUUUGAGGACACACCGACCAGUCAGCUGACCAUCGAAGAGUUCAUGAAGGUUGAUCUGGACCAAGAGUGUGACCCGCCCUGCUUUACAGCCGGACUGAGGAAGAAAAAAGCCAAUCAGCUGGAGAUCGAGCUGAAGAAAAAGAUGGAUGACGUCGAAGAUGAAAUUCAAGGCUACCAGGAUGAAAUAGACGCAGAGCUCGAGAGCAGUCGACCCAAACUGAGAGGAGUGUACGCCGCCUACGCUAAAGAAGCCCCUCUCCCAGACGGUGAAAGUGACAAUGGUGACGUCCUCUCCCCAUCGUCUCCAAAGAAGGACUGUGAGGAACCAGAAGAGGAAGACGUGCUUCAGGCCGUGGCCAAGCACUUUGGCAAAGAACUCGGCGAGCUCACGCUGGAGGCUCUGAUAAAACUGGAGCAGAAGACACCAGAGGGAGGAGAGGAGGACCAGGAGCAGGAGGACGGUAUCCCAAAGCGAAAAGGCCCGUCGCUGGAGUCCAUCCUGGGCACGAUGCCCACAGCAGCCACCCUCGGCCUCCCCGAGUCCAUCGGCACCUGCAUUGGAGAGGAGAAGGAGAACGAUGGUGCUGCUGACAGCGGGGAGCUGGACCUGAGUGGGAUAGAUGACAGCGAGAUAGAGCUGUAUCUGCUGAGUGACAAAGAAAUCAAAGUGAAGACGGCGCUGUGGAUGGCAGAAAACUCCGACUACCUCAAAGAGCAGAAAGAGAAGGAAGCAAAGAUAGCGAAGGAGAAGGAGCUCGGGAUCUACAAAGAAAAGAAGCCCAGAGGACCCUCCAAGAAGCGCCCGCCGAUCCGAGCCAGCACCGCAGACGAGGCCAUCGAGAAGAUGCUGGAGCAGAAAAAGAUCUCCACCAAGAUCAACUACGACGUCCUGAAGGACCUCAACAUCAAGCCCGGCGCCAGCCCGGCUCGCAAGGUCGAGUCUCCGAAGAGGGAGCCGUCUUCUGCCACCAAACUGACCGGACGCAACCGCAAUCCUGCUCGAGCUCCACUCAGCCUCAGCACGCCGCUCAGCACCCUGGGAAAAAGGUUGCAGCCGUUCAUCACCGGACAGCCCAGCAAGAAGCUCGCCGUGGAGCAGAUUGCCAACUCCAACCCCCUGCCGCUGCCCGUGGGAGCCCCCGCCAGCGGAGUGGUGGUAGAGAGCGGGCCGGUCGUCUACGAUGAUGCUGCUGCUGAAGAGGAAGAUGAGGAGGAAGAGGAGGCUUGUGUCAGCGCCUUGGAGCUGCUGGGCAGCAACGAUUAUGGCAGUGAUUACGGCGAUUACGACGACUGAUCCAAGCUGUGCUCUUCCCUGGGCUAUCAAACCCAACUAGUACGGACAAUUUUGAACCCUUAAGUGUAUCAAAUGUUUACUACCUGGGACACAAAAUGGCUGCAACUACAGACAGGAGCUGCGAAGCCAAGAGGAAGGAGGAAUUCCCAUCAGGAACAAACGGGUCGUGUGUACGAGGAAAUAAAAGCUGGAAAAGUCACACUCCGUGUCCCAUUUGGCAUCCCAACUGGAGUGAACAGGGAGGACGUGCUGCGUGGAUGCUGACAGAGAGGGUGAAGUGGAAAUGAGGGAUACAGGUGUAGUUAUCAGUGUGGGUCACAGGCCCUCUGAAGUGGUGAUACUGUUUGUUGAUUUGCAGGACACGUAGGUUAAAACUGGGGUUAACUUUGAGACAGCUAGGUUCCAUAUAUCUGGCGUUUCAACAGCAUUUUAAUGACAGUGAAAUAUAGUCAUUUAAAUGCUGCUGAAUCAGUAGUUACAGUUAUGUAGAUGAAAACAUAGUGUAACUAAAUCUAGCCUGGUGUUAAGCUAGGUGUCUUUUGUCCUGCCCAGUACCAAAUCAGUGUUUACUGUGAAGCACUCAUCAGGAUGAUUUUUAACAUUUUAACAACCGUGUCGCCUCUGGAUCAAAACUCCUCCACUGUGAUUUAGUCGAGGUGUAAUGUAGCAAAAAGAAAAGCCGAACAAAAUGCAAAACGUAUUAUGCUUGAACUUCCACUUUGCAUUCGAGUGUGUGACAGUAUGUGACUCUCUCAAGUACUUCUUACAACUAAUUCUGUCUUAAAACUCGUAUCCUAUCCUGUGUCUCAUGUACUUAAAAACAAGCAGUUAACAAUCAGGUAGUGUGAGAUCGACCAUCGUUAUUUGGUUGAUCAAUAUCUAUUAAUGCCUUAGGUUAUUGGUGGACGGACACAUGCUGUCUGCUCUGCCUGAAUCAAAGUAUUACAAUGAUGUUGCCUUUGAACGAUUGGAGCAAUCCCAGGUUAUUUCCCAAUGUUUGCUGAGAUAAGAAUGUUACUUUGUAAAGGAAUUAGACGGUUUGAUUUGUUUUUAGGUCGCUUUGAAUUUGGUUUGGGCAUUUCUUAAUUGUGUCUUGAUGAAAUUGAUUCUCUAUGAUUAAUUUAUGAGAUUGUGUCCUUUGUUUUAUGUUAAAUAUUCUUCACGACGGUCCUGUCGUGGGCCACAGAGGCGUUUAAAGCCGGGGUGUAAAUACAUUCUCUGCAAUAUUAUAUUUUCCAAAUGAGUGAGGGAUCAGAGAAUAGAUCUAUUUUGUAUUUAAGCUUUUAUGAUUUUUGUGUUUGAGAAAUGAUACUUGGGAGGUGGAGUGCAUUGUGGCCUUUUCACUGUGUCCACACAACAGUAUUUAAUGAGGCGUCUUGGUUUACCUGGACUGCCUCUGAGUUGCUGCUACAAGUCACGAUGUUACAUCUGUGUAUUGUUGUGUGCAUUUGCUGCUACAGUAAAGAUUUCACUAAAUGUGAAAAAAGUU
Molecule: messenger RNA, 3523 nt
Organism: Epinephelus moara (kelp grouper)
Lineage: Eukaryota; Metazoa; Chordata; Actinopteri; Perciformes; Serranidae
Product: transcription factor IIIB 90 kDa subunit-like
Exons: 18
Coding region: 1-2034 (677 amino acids)
Biological process (GO): transcription by RNA polymerase III; DNA-templated transcription initiation; transcription preinitiation complex assembly
Cellular component (GO): transcription preinitiation complex; nucleus; transcription factor TFIIIB complex
Molecular function (GO): RNA polymerase III general transcription initiation factor activity; RNA polymerase III type 3 promoter sequence-specific DNA binding; TBP-class protein binding
Source: RefSeq, a predicted model, not a curated record